GUGCAGCGAGACCCCCCCCCCCCUCAGAGCGGCAGUUUUGUGAGUCCUAGAAUAGUACAACCAUGUUUCGGAAUAGCCUCAAGAUGCUUCUUACUGGAGGAAAAUCAAGUCGUAAGAACAGAUCAAGUGAUGGAGGAAGCGAGGAACCACCGGAUCGAAGACAGUCAAGUGUAGACUCUCGCCAAAGCCGCUCUGGGCAAGGUGGCAUCUCCACAGAAAGCGACUGUGCUUUUGAGCCAGACUACGCCGUCCCACCACUUCCCGUGAGUGAAGGUAUGCAGCACAUUCGGAUUAUGGAGGGCAUGUCUCGCUCUCUUCCAUCCUCCCCCUUACUCACACAUCAGUCUAUCAGUGUUCGGCUCCAACCUGUGAAGAAGUUAACUGCCCCUCUGAGGAAGGCAAAGUUUGUUGAGAGCCCACGAAUUCCAGAAUCCGAGCUUGGCUCACCAACCCUCACUUCAGCUCAGAAACUGGACGUGGAUGCAUACUGCCCUGGUGAUGCUGAACAGGAACUUGGUCCCCCUCCAUCUGUAGAUGAGGCAGCAAACACACUCAUGACUCGCCUGGGUUUCCUCCUUGGGGAGAAAGUCACGGAAGUUCAGCCAGGUGACCAGUACAACAUGGAAGUACAGGAUGAAAAUCAGACCUCAGCAAUCACCCAGCGGAUAAGUCCCUGUUCCACGUUGACUAGCAGCACUGCCUCUCCACCAGCCAGUAGCCCCUGUUCCACCCUCCCACCAGUCAGUACAAAUGCGACCGCCAAGGACGGCAGCUAUGGGGCUGUCACGAGUCCAACCUCUACCCUUGAAAGCAGAGAUAGUGGAAUCAUUGCUACCUUGACAAGCUAUUCUGAAAACAUGGAACGCACAAAAUAUGUUGGGGAAAGCAGUAAAGAAUUAGGAUCUGGAGGAAACCUAAAGCCUUGGCAGUCUCAAAAAUCCAGCAUGGAUUCCUGUUUGUAUCGAGUAGAUGAAAACAUGACGGCAUCCACCUACAGUCUGAAUAAGAUACCAGAGAGGAAUUUGGAAACCGUUUUAUCACAAUCAGUACAGUCUAUUCCUCUUUAUCUUAUGCCACGGCCAAACUCAGUAGCAGCCACAAGCUCUGCCCACUUGGAGGACCUCGCUUACCUGGAUGAACAGAGACAUACACCUUUGAGAACUUCUCUUCGAAUGCCAAGACAGAGCAUGGCUGGUGCUCGUACACAACAGGAUUUAAGAGUCCGCUUUGCACCUUACAGACCUCCUGAUAUCUCCCUGAAGCCCCUGCUCUUUGAAGUGCCCAGCAUCACUACGGAGUCAGUGUUCGUUGGUCGGGAUUGGGUUUUCCAUGAAAUAGAUGCUCAGCUUCAAAGUUCAAACGCCAGCGUGAACCAGGGAGUCGUGAUCGUGGGAAACAUUGGGUUCGGCAAAACCGCCAUCAUCUCCAGACUGGUGGCCCUCAGCUGCCAUGGAACACGGAUGAGACAGAUUGCCUCUGACAGCCCACAUGCCUCCCCCAAACAUGUGGAUGCCAACAGAGAGCUGCCACUCACGCAGCCACCGUCAGCCCACUCUUCCAUCACCAGUGGAAGCUGCCCAGGAACUCCAGAAAUGCGCAGGCGGCAGGAGGAGGCCAUGCGGAGACUAGCCUCACAGGUGGUUGCCUAUCACUACUGCCAAGCAGAUAACGCCUACACCUGCCUGGUGCCUGAGUUCGUCCACAACGUUGCUGCCCUGCUCUGCCGCUCCCCUCAGCUGGCAGCCUAUCGGGAGCAGCUUCUCCGGGAGCCUCACCUCCAGAGCAUGCUGAGCCUUCGGUCCUGCGUUCAAGACCCCAUGGCCUCCUUCCGGAGGGGAGUGCUAGAGCCCCUGGAGAAUCUCCACAAAGAGAGAAAAAUUCCAGAUGAAGAUUUCAUCAUCUUAAUUGAUGGAUUAAAUGAAGCAGAAUUUCACAAACCGGAUUAUGGGGAUACAAUUGUAUCAUUUCUGAGUAAAAUGAUUGGAAAAUUUCCUUCCUGGCUCAAACUAAUUGUAACAGUUAGAACCAGUUUACAGGAAAUUACCAAGCUGCUGCCUUUCCAUAGGAUUUUCCUGGAUCGACUAGAAGAGAAUGAAGCCAUAGACCAGGACCUGCAGGCCUACAUCCUGCACCGGAUACACAGCAGCUCAGAGAUCCAGAAUAACAUUUCUCUUAAUGGCAAAAUGGACAAUACUACAUUUGGCAAACUCAGCUCUCAUCUCAAGACCCUCAGCCAAGGGUCCUAUCUGUACCUGAAACUCACAUUUGACCUCAUAGAGAAAGGCUACCUAGUGUUAAAGAGCUCUAGCUACAAAGUAGUUCCUGUUUCGCUCUCUGAGGUUUAUUUGCUCCAGUGCAAUAUGAAGUUCCCAACCCAGUCUUCCUUUGACCGGGUGAUGCCCCUCCUGAAUGUGGCAGUGGCAUCUCUCCACCCACUGACUGACGAGCACAUCUUCCAAGCCAUCAACGCUGGCAGCAUCGAAGGCACGCUGGAGUGGGAGGAUUUCCAGCAGAGAAUGGAGAACCUCUCAAUGUUCCUAAUCAAGCGCAGAGACAUGACUCGUAUGUUUGUACACCCUUCUUUUCGAGAGUGGCUCAUCUGGAGAGAAGAAGGCGAGAAAACCAAAUUUCUCUGUGAUCCCAGGAGUGGUCACACAUUACUUGCCUUCUGGUUUUCCCGCCAAGAGGGAAAACUAAACCGACAGCAGACAAUUGAACUGGGACAUCACAUCCUCAAAGCACACAUUUUUAAGGGUUUGAGUAAAAAAGUUGGCGUAUCAUCCUCCAUCCUCCAAGGCCUCUGGAUCUCCUACAGCACAGAAGGUCUGUCCAUGGCGUUGGCAUCUUUACGAAAUCUCUAUACACCAAAUAUAAAGGUCAGCCGACUGCUGAUUUUGGGAGGUGCCAACAUUAAUUACCGAACGGAAGUUUUGAAUAAUGCUCCAAUUCUGUGUGUCCAGUCUCACCUCGGUUACACAGAAAUGGUGGCCCUGCUCUUGGAGUUUGGGGCCAACGUGGAUGCCUCCUCGGAAAGCGGCCUGACCCCCCUGGGCUAUGCCGCGGCGGCAGGCUUCCUGAGUAUCGUGGUGCUGCUGUGCAAGAAACGGGCCAAGGUGGAUCACUUAGAUAAGAAUGGGCAGUGCGCCCUGGUCCAUGCCGCACUCCGAGGUCAUCUGGAGGUCGUCAAGUUUCUAAUUCAGUGUGACUGGACAAUGGCAGGCCAGCAGCAGGGGGUGUUUAAGAAGAGCCAUGCCAUCCAGCAGGCCCUCAUCGCUGCAGCCAGCAUGGGUUACACUGAGAUUGUCUCCUACCUACUUGAUCUUCCAGAAAAAGAUGAAGAGGAGGUGGAGCGAGCACAGAUCAACAGCUUUGACAGUCUCUGGGGAGAGACAGCCCUGACAGCUGCAGCCGGAAGGGGCAAGCUAGAGGUGUGUCGUCUGCUCCUGGAACAGGGGGCAGCUGUGGCCCAGCCCAACCGCCGAGGAGCCGUGCCCCUCUUCAGCACUGUUCGCCAAGGCCACUGGCAGAUCGUUGAUCUUUUACUCACCCACGGAGCUGAUGUCAACAUGGCGGACAAGCAGGGCCGUACUCCCCUGAUGAUGGCGGCUUCCGAAGGCCACCUGGGAACUGUGGACUUUCUCCUUGCUCAAGGUGCCUCCAUUGCUCUCAUGGACAAAGAAGGACUGACCGCCCUCAGCUGGGCUUGUCUGAAGGGUCAUCUCUCGGUGGUCCGUUCUCUGGUGGAUAACGGAGCUGCCACCGACCACGCCGAUAAGAACGGCCGCACCCCGCUGGAUCUAGCCGCUUUCUAUGGUGACGCUGAGGUGGUCCAGUUCCUGGUGGAUCACGGGGCCAUGAUUGAGCACGUGGACUACAGCGGAAUGCGCCCUCUGGACAGGGCUGUGGGGUGCCGGAACACUUCUGUUGUUGUCACCCUUCUGAAGAAAGGAGCCAAGAUAGGUCCAGCCACAUGGGCGAUGGCCACCUCCAAACCAGACAUCAUGAUCAUCCUGCUGAGCAAGCUGAUGGAAGAGGGGGACAUGUUUUAUAAGAAAGGUAAAGUGAAGGAAGCCGCCCAGCGCUACCAGUAUGCCCUGAAGAAGUUCCCCAGAGAAGGGUUUGGUGAGGACUUGAAAACCUUCCGGGAGCUGAAGGUGUCCCUCCUCCUCAACCUGUCUCGCUGUCGCAGGAAAAUGAACGAUUUUGGAAUGGCGGAGGAAUUUGCUACUAAGGCCCUGGAGCUGAAACCGAAAUCUUAUGAAGCUUACUAUGCGAGAGCAAGGGCCAAACGCAGCAGCAGACAGUUUGCAGCAGCCUUAGAGGACCUGAACGAGGCCAUCAAGCUGUGUCCAAACAACCGUGAGAUCCAGCGGCUUCUGCUGCGGGUGGAGGAUGAGUGUCGACAGAUGCAGCAGCAGCCGCCGGUGCAACAGCAGCCUCCGCAGCAGCAGCUCCCAGAGGAAGCAGAGCCUGAACCCCAACACGAAGACAUCUACUCCGUACAGGACAUACUCGAGGAGGAGUUCUUGGAACAGGACGUGGAGAACGUGUCCAUCGGCCUCCAGACAGAGGCUCGGCCCAGCCAGGGGCUCCCCAUCAUCCAGAGCCCACCCUCCUCCCCGGCCCAUCGGGACUCAGCCUACAUCUCUGGCUCGCCCCUCGGCUCGCAUCAGGUUUUUGACUUCCGGUCCAGCAGUUCCGUAGGUUCUCCCACCAGGCAGAGCUAUCAGUCCAGCUCACCCGCGCUGUCUCCAACUCACCAGAACUCACACUAUCGGCCUAGUCCCCCACACACUUCCCCGGCUCAUCAAGGUGGCUCCUACCGCUUCAGCCCACCUCCUGUGGGAGGGCCAGGCAAGGAAUACCCAAGCCCGCCCCCUUCCCCUCUCCGCAGAGGCCCCCAGUACCGGGCCAGCCCUCCAGCGGAAAGCAUGAGUGUCUACCGUUCCCAGUCAGGCUCCCCUGUGCGCUAUCAGCAAGACACAAAUGUGAGUCAGCUUCCUGGCAGACCGAAAUCUCCGCUGUCCAAGAUGGCCCAGCGGCCCUACCAGAUGCCCCAGCUUCCCGUGGCCGUGCCCCAGCCUGGGCUCCGGCUCCAACCGGCCAAAGCCCAGAUCGUGAGGAGCAACCAGCCCAGCUCGGCCGUGCAUUCAAGCACUGUCAUCUCCACGGGGGCCUAUGGCCAAGUGGCCCAUUCAAUGGCCAGUAAAUACCAGUCUUCCCAAGGAGACAUAGGAGUGAGUCAGAGCCGGCUGGUUUAUCAGGGGUCAAUUGGGGGGAUCGUAGGGGAUGGGAGACCUGUGCAGCACGUCCAAGCCAGCCUGAGUGCGGGUGCCAUCUGUCAGCACGGAGGGUUGACCAAAGAAGACCUUCCCCAGCGACCUUCCUCCGCCUACCGGGGCGGCAUGAGAUACAGCCAGACGCCACAGAUUGGGCGCAGCCAGUCCGCGUCGUAUUACCCAGUGUGUCACUCGAAACUAGACCUGGAGCGUUCCUCCAGCCAACUAGGCUCCCCUGACGUGUCGCAUUUAAUCAGAAGACCUAUUAGUGUCAACCCCAAUGAAAUCAAACCCCACCCACCAACUCCUAGGCCACUGCUGCACUCCCAGAGCGUAGGCCUGCGUUUCUCUCCAUCUAGCAAUAGUAUCUCCUCUGCCUCCAACCUAACACCUACCUUCCGGCCAUCCUCCUCCAUCCAGCAGAUGGAGAUCCCGCUGAAACCGGCAUAUGAUAGGUCAUGUGAUGAGCUGUCGCCAGUGUCUCCCACGCAGGGAGGUUACCCUAGUGAGCCCACCCGAUCCAGGACCACACCAUUCAUGGGGAUCAUAGAUAAAACAGCCCGGACUCAACAGUACCCCCACCUUCACCAGCAGAAUCGGACCUGGGCGGUGUCGUCCGUAGAUACCGUUCUCAGCCCCACGUCUCCAGGCGGCCUGCCCCAGCCUGAGUCCUUCAGCCCACCGUCGUCCAUCAGCAACAUCGCCUUUUAUAACAAGACCAACAAUGCACAGAAUGGCCAUUUGCUGGAGGACGAUUACUACAGCCCCCACGGGAUGCUGGCGAACGGGUCCCGCGGAGACCUGCUGGAGAGAGUCAGCCAGGCCUCCUCAUACCCUGACGUGAAGGUGGCUCGGACCCUCCCCGUGGCUCAGGCCUACCAGGACAACCUGUACAGACAGCUGUCCCGGGACUCUCGACAAGGGCAGACAUCCCCUAUCAAACCAAAGAGACCAUUUGUGGAGUCUAAUGUUUAAAAGACGUGUGUUGGAGUGAGACCCAUAUGUUUUCACUGCACAUCUUCAGGCUUGGUUUCCCACAUCCGAGGUAGUUCUCUGGCUUAAUUUCUCAUGUAGUUUCUGCGUGGUGUUCGGAGGUGGCAGCCCACGUGCUGAAAUCCUUUGCAUGCAGCCGACUGAGAAGCUGGCCUCCACGGAGCCGGGACUUGGGUUUCUUUCGUCCGUGCCCCAGCCACACGCUCUCUCCCUCUCUUCAGACGCCAGCGAGGAGAUUGCUGUGCCCGCGUGCUUCAACCCAGGGAGAUCAGACGCACUGGUCGGCUUUUUCCAGGAGACAAUCGCUUUCACUGAUGUUCUUGUUGUGUAAAAUGUCUUUCUCCUUUUUUACGAAAAUGAGAUGAGAUGUUCGCGUUCGUUUUAUUCUAGGAACUUUUAGAAAGAGUGUGACGCCCCUCUGCCUUUGCAUUCUUAUCCACUGUUAUCCAGAUAGCAGCCCCCGAGCAUUCUUGUGCCGUGGUCUCCUCCCCCCGGACCACCAGGUCCCUGCGGCUGUCAAGUCUAGAAUGUUCAUUUAGAUUAUUGCUGGUGUUCCUAUGGGGAUAAAGGAUCGAGGAGAAAGAAGAAAUAAGAAAAACACCAGUACAGUUAUUUGAAAUGUCACUCCAUGGAUUGCCCAAGAGGCAUGGUAGGAACAUUCAGGAAACAACCAGCCCUUUAAUAUCUCAGUCAGCUGAGGAAAUUGGAUGAGAAUCAUACAUAUUUUUAAAAUACUUCACUGCAAACUAUUCUUUUUAUGUUUUUAGCCAAAUUAACCAUUAAACGCUACUGAUUUUCCAUGAGUGGGGGAGAGAAUAAAUAAGUAUAUGGUGGGGAGAGAGAGAAAAACUGUUCUGGAUUCUCAGUGAAAGGCUGUAGAAAGUUCUUGUCUUGGAGAAAUCUACUUGUUAGGUCCUGCGUCACUGACUGUCCACGCAGAGUAAAUAUAUACUCUCCCCAGAGAUUGACUGGCGUGGUAAUCCUGUUAGUUGGAUCUUUGCCUCAAGCCAGAUUUUGUUCUACUGGCCCUCUUUUUUUUUUUUUUUUAACCCAGAUGGUUUAGUGAAGAAUUGGUUCUAAUAAGGAAAUUGAAUCCUCUGGGGAUGGUAAGACUGACUCCCAGAGCUUGCACCCAGGGCCAUUGCAUUCCAUGGCAGAUGUGGUCGUAACUCCACCCACCAUAGUUUCAAGAUCCGUAGUUUCAUUAUCUGUCAUUACAGGAAUUGUUUAUUUUUUUUCUAAGUAGGAGUGUUUGGGAGAGGGGAUGCUUUUUAUUUUUUUUUGCCACUUAUCACGUGGCAUCUCAGUUCCCCAACCAGGGAUCGAACCCGCACCCUUGCAGUGGAAGUGCAGAGUCUUAACCACUCGAAUGCCGGGACAUCUCAGGAGUGAUAUUUAAAAUCCAUACACAGUGAAGUGUUUCAGGGUGGAGAAAGACCCCUUUCAGCCCUCUGUAGGAGAACGUGAGAUGGACAGUAAGCCUUCUGACCCCAUGACCCUGCACCCAUCGCCUGUGUCAUGGUCAUUUGCUAACCAGUCCUUUUGAGUGACUGAGGCCAGCAUGUGAAGGACAACAAGAACCCUGGAACCAAAGCCUUAGCACAGGCCUGGCAGCAACUGUGCAUCAGCUCUUAAAUUAACAAACUAAACAAAAGGGAAUCUGUUCUCUGUUACCAGGAAUCAUUCUGCUCUUGUUAGUAAAGGGCUACAGGAAGGGCAGUUUCCUGAACAGAAAUCCAGAUGUGACCAGACCUGUUUGUAAUACUAAGUGUCCUCUGAAAAAAUCGUUAAGUCAUGGGGACCAUGAAGCUGAAAUCAGAAACACUUCUUUACUAACAUAGGUUCUGCCAAAUAGAUGCACCCCUCCACCCACCCUCCCCAAGCCUGGAACAGGCCAGGAUGUGUGUGUCUCUGUGCUGGAAGUAAAUGGCAGGGCUGGUCCAAGACCCAGACUCUGCCCACUCUCUGAUUUUUAAGGACUAUCUCCCACUCAGCUAGCCCAGAGCGGACAUCCCUGUCUCUUUUCUGCUCUCUCUUUCUCUCACCGAGAUGAUGAAAUGUACAGCUGUAGCAUCAGCCCAUGACCAGGAGCCCAGCAGCCUCUCAGCAUUCUCUGUCCAGGUCUCAGCCCUUUUGGGCUCUUUGCAUCUCACCUUUCUUAACCACCUCUCACUGAGGAACUGCUGCCACAUUUUGAAAAUUUCUCAGUUUCUGUUAGAAAAGUGCCCCUGUUUAUUCACAGCACCACACGUACCACCUGCUCUUGCCUGAGUGGGUGAGCAGGUUCUGUAGUUUUAUAAAUAUGCCACUGAUGCCACUUCUUCUGAGCAUGUCUCUUAGGAUUUUCUAGGGCAGACAGGUUUAGGGUCCAUGUCUUAUUGGACAAAACACCUAAACUGUCAGCAGUCAAAAUACAAUUCGUUUGUAGGCAUUGUAAGAGGGCGUGAAUACCACUACUGGGCGCCAGUUGUUUUUGACUAAAAAAUGCCAACUGGACCUUACUGGAGCAGGAGACAAAGUUUUUCUUUAUAAGCAGACUGCCUGUGCCCUGUUUUGCUACUUCACUGCCAUGGGAUGAUCUUAGUACUGUAUGUUAGAGACGCCCCCUCACCUGCUGGCAUCAGUGUCUGGCUUCAGGUGGGGCGGGGGGGGGAGUUUUUCAGAUCAACCUGGUAAGUUCCACUCACCCACUUCACAUCACCCUGAGACGGAGACAGCGGUGACAAACUUCAGCUUACAGGUUUCUCAUCAAAUCGUACCUUCCACUCACCCAGAAUUCUUGCACUAAUGGGUUUCCAUCACAUCGUGUCUAUAAUGGGUGCACUUUAUUGUUUGAAUUUGUAACUCUUGAUAAAUAACUGGAUAUUUAAGUGUGAGUAAUGUCUUCAUUAGAAAAUAGCAAAAGCGCCCUUGUCUCUUAGUGUAUUUUUCAAAGGGAUAAAAAAAGGAAAGCAAGCAAGCAGUGGAUCACAACAUUUAUAGCACAAGAAAUAACUUGUAUAUAAGCAUCAAAAAGAGUAAGACUUUUUAAAGACAAAAAAAAAUAUUUGCAGUGAUUUUAAAGUGCUUUUCCAGCAAUUUUCUUAGGGACUCCUGAGACAUGGUUACUUUAUUUACUGGAUCAGUAAGGCACACAAUUAACAAUUAAAAAUUAAUGUUUAUUUACAAAGUAAAGGGAAAACCCUGUGUAACAUGAGAAUUUGGCAUGGACAAAAUGGAGACCAUUUUGUAUCUGCUCUUGUAUCUUCUCCAGGUUGCAGACGUGCGCUAUUAAAAGUCCCAAGUUAAUAGAGCACAAACCCUUCCCGUCCCUCUCCCACAUGCCCUUCUUUCUAGAUGUGUUUAACUUGAAGGCUCAGGAAAACUCCACGAAUUAGAAUCAUGUACAGUACCCAAGGUCGUUGUCCAGAGAUAUGAGUUUGCUAAUUUAGUUAAGCCUGGAUUAUUAAACACUUUUCCUAAGUUACUGUAAACAGAACAGCUUAGAGAAAGGUAUUCUUGGUCCUUAUAUUGUACAGUAGUUUAUGAACCCCCAUCUCUAAAUAUUGGUAUUUUUAUAUCCCAGAGAUGUACCCAAUAGAAAAAUGAAUCCGUAUCUAAUUUAAUGUCCAUAAGUAUUUUCCUUAGAUUUUAGUCACAGUGGGGUUUUUUUGUGGAUGUCCCCUUGCUUCACCACACUUCACCACUAGGUGUCACUGUGGCUCUGCACCAGGCUUGUCUGGUAGCAAAGAAUGGCAGCAUCUCCGGGAGCCACAGCCAGGCCAACAGGCAGGCCAGCAGGCUGAGGAUCCAGGAAGGAGGGAACAAAGGCCUGGAAAGGGGUCUUCACACAUCUGUGCCAGUUGCGGCAGGAUACGCUCUUUGAACACUACCUGCUUGGGACCUUCAGCCAGGCAGAGACUGGGGGUAGGCUGACCAGAUCUCCCUUGCUCUCUCCGGUGGAUGGAUGGGAAGGUAGAAGACCCCUCCCUUCCCCAUGAGCACCCCUCUCAGUUCUCUCGGCCUCCAACUUUUAUAACUCCAGAGGUGUCACAGUUGGAUGGUUCGACUCAAAGAUAGUUAUUUUUCUACUGCAGAAUUGCCUUGGACAACACCCGUUGCUCACUGAAUCUUUGCCACAAAAAUGGAACAGGCACCCCCAUGGGGCAGGGUGUGCCCAACCCCAUCCCAGCCUCAGCACCCCAACCCCCACCCUGCCUGUCUGUCCCUGGGCUGCCCACUCCUCCAAAAGCCACCCCGAAGAGGCAGCUGCUGCUGCUCCCACACCAGGCCUGUGCUGCCUGGUGGCGGCGGUGUGCGCGCUGGGAGGUAGGGCUUUCUCUUCCUUCUCCUCUAGGAAUUCCAGACUGACCAUCUACCAUGACUAACAACAAUGAACAAAGGGCUUAGGGGUAGGAGCUACCUACAAAGACGUGUCACGGAAACCUUCACCAUGCAAUGCCUUGAACUCAGCUCUGGCUGCUCCCAAGACGAGGUGGCUGGCUGGGGGCCUGGACGCAAGCACAAUGGGGCUGGUGGAGCCGCUGUGCAGAGGUACUUGAAUACUCACUGGGUCUUCAUCAACUUUUAUAACACAGACCACUCAAGGGCUGAAGUGUUGGUAACCUGCAUUUCUGUGUCCAAUGCCUCGCAGCAGCUGAACCACCCUGAGAUGCUUAUGGCCAGCUGAUGGCCACAGUCAGAGCUUUGAAAGUCAGUACCAAAUGAACACGUUAAUUGGACACCAAAAAUCAAGUGUUACUUUCAUGUUUCCUCACCCGUUUCAUCUCAUUUCUUCCUGCUGACUCUGUGGUAUCUCCGCUAAGCUGACCUGUCAGGUUUUCGCUGGACACACACAGGUGCAGACCAGCAUCCCUCUUGUUUUUUUUUUUUACGCCUACUCUGUGGAAAGGAAGGAGCCUAGCUGCUUUGUUGUUGUAGCACUCGCUAGCUGGAUUUUUCUUUUGCCUAAUCACUAACCAGAACACCUGGUUAGGGAGACUCGACUCAAUCCCUUUGGUUCCCAGGACCAGACAGAGUUAUUUCUGGAAAAUUCAGUACUUGAAUGUACCUGCCUUAUUGUGAACCAACUUACUGGAAAAAAAUUAGGAAUGCUGGCUCCAGAUCUCUUCAUCCUUCACAGGUUAUUCUGGAAAUCCUGUAAGUUACACUUCCUGUUCCAGUUUGGGGUUUUUUUUUUGGGGGGGGGGGGAGGUGUUGUUUUCAUUUCUAUUUUUUCCUCUUUGGCUGAUUCCUGCUGAGUGGGGCCAGUUCCUCGUCAGGCUCAGGGCAGGUGCCAUUCUCAGGCAUGGCCUCCUUUCCAUCCAGCAUAGCAUCUUUGUCUCUGUUCUGUCUCCUCCAAAUCCAAGAUGAUUUUAAUUAGUACAGACCUGUACAGUCUACAAUUAAAGAGUGAUUUGUACUAACAUGAUUUUGAUUCUUCCUCCUCUUUGCUGUCCUUUCAAGACACUUGCUGGAAAAAGCUUUAAUGCACUUAGUUUUCCUUUAGGUUUUCUAUAACUCAGAUGUAAAGGACUUUCUCUGUACAGUAUAUUAUCCAAUGCAUGUUUGUUCUUUAUCCUGAUAUAUUGAACACCACACGGUUGUGAACUCGUGCAGUGGGGAUGUCCCACACCCAACAGAGGCAUCUAGCCCCCUGUGUAUAAGGAAAGACAUUUUCCUUUGCUGUACUUGCUUGAGCAGUUUUAUUGUCUGUACAUGUGAGCUGUGUGAGAUAGAUGUGAAAAGUUAAAUGAAUGCAAUUUCCUGCCCAUGUAUACAGAUCGCCAUCUGUACAAUGAACUGUAUGUAUGAAAGCAAAUGUACUUAUUUAUAAAUGGGUAACACUUGGAAAAACA
This is a messenger RNA of Dama dama (fallow deer), 12109 nucleotides long. RefSeq names its product tetratricopeptide repeat, ankyrin repeat and coiled-coil containing 2 (gene TANC2). Gene Ontology annotation, biological process: regulation of dendritic spine morphogenesis. The record is from RefSeq and is a predicted model, not a curated record. Bases 63 to 6254 code for a protein of 2063 amino acids. Gene Ontology annotation, cellular component: dendritic spine. The transcript has 27 exons. Lineage: Eukaryota; Metazoa; Chordata; Mammalia; Artiodactyla; Cervidae. Gene Ontology annotation, molecular function: protein binding.